GAUGUUGUUGUCAGCUGACAGUACUUCCUUCUUUCGUAUUUGUCUCGGACGUUUCUGCACCUACAGUUUUCUCUUCAUUCAUUAAAAACUAGUUAAAAUAUUUCAUGUGCAGUGAUCACAGAGGUCAGUGAAAUGUCUGCCAAGCCAACAUGUCUGAUCGUGGCCAGCGCUUCUGCACAAGGGGUGUCAGCAAAGUCUUUUCAUCAGUCCUUCAGCCUCUGCAGCUCAGUGUUUAAUCUUCAGACAGCUACACCCGGGGGGAAGCCGAUCGACUUUAUUGGAGUCGAUGAAAGCACUUCUAGGUGGGUGCAGGACUUCAAUGUGAAACCCUACGCAACACCAGCCAAACUUGAAUCUAUAGAUGGUGCCCGAUAUCAGGCGCUGCUCAUCCCCGACUGCCCCGGAGCGCUGAAUGACCUGGCACACAGCGGCUCUUUGCACCGCAUUCUUACACACUUCAUCUCUCACCAAAAGCCUGUUUGUGCCGUUGGACAAGGAGUGUCGGCACUGUGUUGCGCCACUGAGGGACAGAGCUGGAUCUUCAGUGGCUACAGCUUAACAGGGCCAUCAGUGUUUGAGCUUGUGCGGAGGCCUGACUUUGCCAACCUGCCCUUGGUUGUGGAGGACUUUGUGAAAGACAGUGGUGGAUCGUACACAGCAAGUCAAGAAGACGCUGUGCAUGUGGUCGUAGACAGACACCUAAUAACUGGACAGAACAUGCAGUCGACAGCGCUCGCCGUAAAUAAUCUCAUCCUGCUUUGUAGUGCCAAGUAAAAAUACAAAAUGUUGACAUCAAAUUGAUACAUUUAUAUUUGUGUAAUUAAACAAACAUUCAUCUCAGACAGAUAUUGGAAGAUGCUGGUUCAGAACAGAUGUUUGGCAAUGCUGUAAAUACAUAUGUUUGUCGAUGUAAUGCUGUUAUUACAAGCCUAAUAAAAAAA
Larimichthys crocea (large yellow croaker) is the source of this 941-nucleotide messenger RNA. RefSeq names its product glutamine amidotransferase class 1 domain containing 1 (gene gatd1). The record is from RefSeq and is a predicted model, not a curated record. NCBI's taxonomy places the organism in Eukaryota, Metazoa, Chordata, Actinopteri, Sciaenidae. Gene Ontology annotation, molecular function: glyoxalase III activity. Bases 133 to 774 code for a protein of 213 amino acids. The transcript is spliced from 7 exons. Gene Ontology annotation, cellular component: cytoplasm.